CUCAAACUUGAGCUUUGUGAAGAAAAAGAAACAAAUAACAUCCUCAACUUUGAGUUUUUUGUCAAACACAAAUUAAACCCUAAGCCAAAAUGGCUGCUAAGUACCAUGUUAGAUCAAUCAGCUUGCCUUCAAGAUCUCAUCCUACCACUCUCAGAGUUGAAGAGGAGCUGAGCAGGCUCCAAGCAUGGGAGGCUUCUUCAUCUGCUUCAACCUCAGACUCAAUCUGCAGAGCUCUGUGUGGGCUAGAGGAGUUGUAUGAGUGUGUAGAUGAUUUGCUCCACAUGGCAUCAACCCAACAGCUCCUCUCUCAACCCCAACAAGAGAAGUACAUGAAUGAGUUGUUGGAUGGAUCAGUGAGGCUCCUGGACAUCUGCGGAAUUACAAAAGAUGCCAUUUCACAAAUCAAGGAGCAUGCUAGGGCUCUUCAGUCUGCUCUCAGGAGGAGAAAGGGAGACUCAAGCAUUGAAACCGGCAUUGCCAACUACACUUGCUUCAGAAAGAAAAUGAAGAAGGAGGCCAAGAAACUGAUCACAUCAUUGAAGCAAGUUGACAGCAAAAUUGGAGCAUCACAAAUGGUAGAGCAAGAUCAGCAUCUUUCUGCUGUGAUCAGAGUGCUUAGAGAAGCUUGCUCCAAUAACAUGUCCAUCUUCCAAUCACUCUUGGUGUUUUUAUCAGUGCCUGUUUCCAAGCCAAAGUCAAACAAGUGGUCUUUGGUGUCAAAGUUCAUGCACAAGGGAGUGAUAGCAUGUGAAGGGCAGAAGGAAGACAUUAAUGAGAUGGACGGUGUUGAUGCUGCUCUGAACACACUGCGCAAGUCAUCAGCGGCUCCAAUUGAAUGUACUGAUGUUGAGAAGAUUCAAAGUGCACAGAAAAGAUUGGAGGCUUUGGAAGUCACCAUUGAAGGCCUUGACAGUGGUUUGGAAAGCGUUUUCAGGCGCUUGAUUAAAACAAGAGCUUCUCUUUUGAACAUAAUCUCACAGUGAUGAGCUGUCGAAGGCCAUUUUUGCCUCGAAAAUCCAAGGCAUCCACAUUUUAUCAGGAUUUCCUUUGUGAUUAUAAACUUUCGACACAUUGGUAAUAUGUAUAGACAUACAAAUAAUGAAAUACAAUUGAUACCCGAGUUCUUGAA
Messenger RNA from Prunus persica (peach), 1129 nucleotides. RefSeq lists its product as uncharacterized. The record is from RefSeq and is a predicted model, not a curated record. The transcript has a single exon. The coding region runs from base 90 to 983 and encodes 297 amino acids. Lineage: Eukaryota; Viridiplantae; Streptophyta; Magnoliopsida; Rosales; Rosaceae. Gene Ontology annotation, biological process: root development; shoot system development.